CCGGGGUCCCAGCCUUCGCGGGCCGGGGCCGCCGCCGCCGCAGGACGGGGAGGCGGGCCAUGGCAUCCUGCGUGGGGAGCCGGACCCUGAGCAAGGAUGAUGUGAACUACAAGAUGCAUUUCCGGAUGAUCAACGAGCAGCAAGUGGAGGACAUCACCAUCGACUUCUUCUACCGGCCGCACACCAUCACCCUGCUCAGUUUCACCAUCGUCAGCCUCAUGUACUUCGCCUUCACCAGGGAUGACUCUGUCCCAGAAGACAACAUCUGGAGGGGCAUCCUCUCUGUCAUUUUCUUCUUUCUUAUCAUCAGUGUAUUAGCUUUUCCAAAUGGUCCAUUUACCCGACCUCAUCCAGCCUUAUGGCGAAUGGUUUUUGGACUCAGUGUGCUCUACUUCCUGUUCCUGGUAUUUCUCCUCUUCCUGAACUUCGAGCAGGUCAAAUCCCUAAUGUAUUGGCUAGACCCAAAUCUUCGAUAUGCCACCAGGGAAGCUGAUGUCAUGGAUUAUGCAGUGAACUGCCAUGUUAUCACCUGGGAGAGGAUUAUCAGCCAUUUUGAUAUAUUUGCAUUUGGACAUUUCUGGGGCUGGGCCAUGAAGGCCUUGUUGAUCCGUAGUUAUGGUCUCUGCUGGACAAUCAGUAUUACCUGGGAGUUAACUGAGCUUUUCUUCAUGCAUCUUCUGCCCAAUUUUGCCGAAUGCUGGUGGGAUCAAGUCAUCCUGGACAUCCUCUUGUGCAAUGGCGGUGGCAUCUGGUUGGGCAUGGUUGUUUGCCGGUUCUUAGAGAUGAGGACUUACCACUGGGCAAGCUUCAAGGACAUCCACACCACCACCGGGAAAAUCAAGCGAGCUGUGCUCCAGUUCACUCCUGCUAGCUGGACCUAUGUUCGAUGGUUUGAUCCCAAAUCUUCAUUUCAGAGAGUAGCUGGAGUAUACCUUUUCAUGAUCAUCUGGCAGCUGACCGAGUUGAACACCUUCUUCCUGAAACACAUCUUUGUGUUCCAAGCCAGUCAUCCAUUAAGCUGGUGUAGGAUCCUCUUUAUUGGCUGCAUCACGGCUCCCACAGUGAGUGAAAGGAUACAAGACAAAAUCAACAAUGGGAAAAGGCAUGUGGGGCGUAGUCCAGAUGAAACCAGACAGUAUUAUGCAUACCUCACCGACACACAGUGCAAACGCGUAGGAACACAGUGCUGGGUGUUUGGGGUCAUUGGCUUCCUGGAAGCCAUCGUCUGCAUAAAAUUUGGACAAGAUCUCUUCUCUAAGACCCAAAUACUCUACGUCAUGCUGUGGCUUCUUUGCGUGGCUUUCACCACCUUCCUGUGUCUGUACGGCAUGGUCUGGUAUGCAGAGCACUAUGGUCACCGAGAAAAGACCUACUCAGAGUGUGAAGAUGGCACCUACAGUCCGGACCUCUCUUGGCCUCACGGCAAAGGUACAAAAGGUUCUGAGGACAGCCCACCCAAGCACCCAGGCAACAACGAGAGCCAUUCUUCCAGGAGAAGGAAUCGACAUUCCAAGUCAAAAGUCACCAAUGGAGUUGGAAAGAAAUGAAAGAUGCUGGUUGAACAAAGAUGUUCCAGAGAGUGCCUAGAACGGGGAGGGAACGGAACUCAUUCAGACCUCCCUGUUAGGUCUAAAACCAACAGUGCAAACGGGAAGAGAGGGGACUUGGGGGGGAGGGGCCAUUAUCGGAGCGUGUAAGCCUUGUUUCCACGCAGACCUGGCCACAGCGGGCAGGUCACUGCUGGGUACUUGGCCAGUUGGGGAGUCUCUUCUAACUCCAGCCCUUGGCAUGCGGUCACCGGGAGCCGUGCAGUGUGGCAUGGAGAGGUAGCUCUUUACUCACAGUUGCCAAGAGCAGCUUUGUGCUUACGUGUGUUGUGGAUGCAGUUGACACACUUCCACAUGGAUGAGGCGUUCACUAUAUGGCUAAUGGACUGGUCAUCAGUUUUUAAUUUUAUGAAUCUGCCUUUCUCUCUGAGUGACUGGUUGAUGUUCAGGCUACUUUACUGUCUUUUGUUGUUAUUUGUUUUUAUGUCAGGAUACUUAAAAGUCUUCAGAAGCCACUGCUGAACUGGAAUGGGGAAAGGUUUCCCUCUCUUCUGAAGAAAAGAGCAGGAGAGAGCUUUUAUAUUACUAUUUAGCAACCUCAUUCUCCUUUUAGGACCUUAAACCACAUGGCAAGUGAACCAGUCCAAGGAAAGUUUAGCUACCGACAUCAAAUCCUGGCCUUCCAGUCAGAACCCCUAUGUUCCGUUGCACAUGUCAUUUGUCCCGACUCCCCCACAGUGUACAGAAGUGAGCCUGUUGGAGAGGCAUGAACACCAUGGCUUCUCCCCCCCAGCCAGGUGCCUUCUACAUUUUACUUGUCCUCCUUCCAUGGUGUACUGCUGACGUUGUCUUAGUCUCACGUGAGGUGCUGGUGAGUAUUACCUUUCAUCCGUGCCAUGCGCUAGGCCUUUACCCCAAUAAUUCACCUCCGAUGGAUCCCAGUUUUAAAUAAAACAAUUGACGUUAAAGCCCAUCAAAGAUCUGUCUCUGUAAACUAUUCCUUUCUCUGCAUCUUGCAAAGGUGUGCAUCUUCAGUGGUAUUUUCCACUGUUUAUUAGCCAUCACUGUAUUUUUCAAGACUUUAGGAUAAUAUGAAUUAAUAGGUGUGUUUUAUAAAGUGACAAGAAAAAAGGAAAACAUGUAGAGGGUUCACACACAGAUAUGUCUUAUUUCUUAACCUGCCCAAGUAAUCAGCAGGAAAUGAACAAGAGAAUCAUGGCUUUUCACUCUGCUAAUGGUUACAUCAGCCAAGUUGGAAUUUUUUCUCCAAGUGGCCAGUACCCAGCUUAUAGACAUAAAUUUACUGAAAGCAAUCCCUUUGUUCCUUCAUUUCACAGAGCACAAAGGUUUCCCAUGUCUUUUCCCCCUUUAAGGAAAUCUUUAACCAUAGAAGUGUCAUGUUUUUCUUUUUCUGUCAAGGAAUUCCAGGGUGAAGGGGUUAAAUGAAUCGUGCAGCCCGGGGUCACAUCCUGUGCUCCGGCCACCGCUUGGUAGAGAGCCUCACACAGACUUGCUCCAGAGCUGACGUGCAGUUCAGAGAGGCGUCAGUGGUGGCCAGGCCGAAGCUACCUGGGAAAGGUGGCUGUGGCAGGCACAGCUCUGCACUUCCCCCACUCUCCAGCUAUCCUUGCCAUCAAAGCACCAAGAGAGGCCAAGAGGUGCAUGCUUCAUAAACCCGCUUGCACUCUAUGACCCAUCUAAGACCCUUCUGUAAACAGGCACAGUGUAAAACUUUAUUUUACUUUGAAAUCAUGAUUUGUCUGGUUUAUCCUUGCACACUGCCUUCCUGAGCCCCAAGUGCUGGUGUCCUAGCACAGCCAUCGUCCACCUCCGCUCUCCUUCCGCAGGCCUAGGCCACAGUCCCGAGUGCUUCCAAGUCCGUUUUCCAGAAGAGUUGGGCGUGGCACUCGCAGACCCUUCUGAUGAAUGGCCGGUCCCACUAAGGAAGCGUGUUCCUUUCCCCAAGAGCAGCACAGAGGGAGCAGCCCUGUAGCACGCCCUGACUAUCUUUCCUGUGGGUUAUUCUAAAAACAAAGCACAUAGGAGACAGUUUUCCCUGCAUGGCUUUGUACAAAAAGCCUGGGAAGUCCUCAGAUCCUUUCCACGCUCUUUCUUUGAGUCGACUUUCUUUGUCCCCUUUCUGGAAACGCUCUUCACAGUGGCUACAAAGCCAGGGCUUUCGUGACCGGCCAGGACCACAUUGCCAUUCCUCCUAGAAACCGUGCUGCUGGAUUUGGCCUACUUCUCCCACCCCUUUCUGUGGAAAGGGACCUCACGUUGAUGGAAAUAGGGAACAGGUUUCAGAGUCGUCAUUUAAUAUGGGGAAUGAUUGAACAUCAUGUUCACCUCGCGCCAUUUGCAAACCACCCUUGAAAAGCCACCAUUGUUUCAGAAUUUAUGUGCAAGGAUGUGUUUUCUCCUUGGGUAGCACGGUAUUGUGUAUCCACUCCUUUUCCCUUACUGUCAUCCAUUGUCUUUCCAUGGCCUUUUCCCACUUUUCUUAUGUCUGUUUUCACCAUUUGUAAAAGCUUUGGCUGAACGCCCCCACAGCAAUGCUAGGACAAUCCGUUGACCCGUUAAGUAUUUUGAUGAUAAAAGACAUCCCAUAAACCCUAGCCUUAUUUUCACUAGGACUGUUUCUAUAGUGAGCUCGUGAGUCAAGUACUCACCCAGGAGAAAUAAAA
Molecule: messenger RNA, 4231 nt
Organism: Talpa occidentalis (Iberian mole)
Lineage: Eukaryota; Metazoa; Chordata; Mammalia; Eulipotyphla; Talpidae
Gene: PTDSS1
Product: phosphatidylserine synthase 1
Exons: 14
Coding region: 60-1547 (495 amino acids)
Biological process (GO): phosphatidylserine biosynthetic process
Molecular function (GO): L-serine-phosphatidylethanolamine phosphatidyltransferase activity
Source: RefSeq, a predicted model, not a curated record